UCCUGUCUCUCUCUCUCUCUCUCUCUCUCUCUCUCUCUCUCCGCAGUGUAGCGGGGUUCCUAAGGAGGGGAGGAUGUGGUGAAAAAAAAAUAAAAACAAAUUUAAGAUGGCGGAGCUGCAGAUGCUGCUGGAGGAGGAGAUCCCCGGCGGCCGGAGGGCUUUGCUGGACAGCUAUACCAACCUGGAGAGAGUGGCUGACUACUGCGAGAACAACUACAUCCAGUCUGCAGAUAAGCAGAGAGCCCUUGAAGAAACCAAAGCCUACACAACACAGUCCUUAGCCAGUGUGGCAUACCUGAUCAACACUUUAGCCAACAAUGUCCUUCAGAUGCUGGAUAUUCAGGCUUCACAGCUACGCAGAAUGGAGUCCUCGAUCAAUCAUAUAUCACAGACUGUGGACAUCCACAAAGAAAAAGUUGCUAGAAGAGAAAUUGGAAUUUUGACAACUAACAAGAACACAUCCAGAACACACAAAAUAAUUGCGCCAGCAAAUUUAGAACGUCCAGUGCGUUACAUUCGAAAACCAAUUGACUAUACAAUUCUUGAUGACACUGGGCAUGGAGUGAAGUGGUUGCUUAGAUUCAAGGUCAGUACACAGAACAUGAAGAUGGGGGGCCUGCCACGUACCACACCACCUACCCAGAAACCACCAAGCCCGCCAAUGUCUGGCAAAGGAACACUUGGGCGACACUCACCCUAUCGCACACUGGAGCCUGUGCGCCCCCCUGUGGUACCCAAUGACUAUGUACCCAGCCCCACACGUAACACGGCUCCCUCACAGCAACAGAGCCCUGUUAGAACAGCUUCAGUCAACCAGAGGAACCGCACAUACAGUAGUAGUGGGAGUAGUGGUGGCAGCCAUCCCAGUAGUCGAAGCAGCAGUCGUGAGAACAGUGGCAGUGGCAGUGUGGGUGUCCCAAUUGCUGUCCCUACCCCAUCUCCUCCAAGUGUCUUUCCAGCCCCUGCUGGCUCAGCUGGCACUCCUCCCAUCCCUGUUACCGCCACACCCGCCCCUGUCCCUCAUACUCCUGCUACCGCCCCUUCCUCCUCAACCACCCCAGACGCUGCUGCAGGAACCCAGCCCCCUGCUGACGGUUUCACUUCUCCAACUCCCCCUGCUGUUUCCUCUGCUCCUUCUUCAGGUCAUCCUGCGCAGUUCUACAGUAUGAACAGGCCAGUGUCUCGGCAUAACCCACCAACAAUAGGAGGAUCUCUCCCCUACAGGCGUCCUCCAUCAAUGACCUCACAACCAAGCCUCCAGAACCAAAUAAAUGGAGGCCCUUUUUACAGCCAAAAUCCAGUGUCCCAUGCUCCACCUCCUCCCUCUAUCCUGCAGGUGACUCCCCAGUUACCUCUAAUGGGAUUUGUGGCUAGAGUUCAAGAAAACAUUUCUGAGACCCCACCUCCACCUCCUCCUGCAGAAGAGCCGGUGUUUGAUGAAUCUCCUCCACCACCACCUCCUCCAGAGGACUAUGAAGAGGAGGAAGCUGCUGUUGUGGAGUACAGUGAUCCAUACGCUGAGGAAGAUCCACCCUGGGCUCCUAGGACUUACUUGGAGAAGGUUGUGGCAAUUUAUGACUACACGAAAGACAAAGAAGAUGAACUCUCCUUUCAAGAAGGAGCCAUCAUAUAUGUCAUUAAGAAGAACGAUGAUGGGUGGUAUGAGGGUGUAAUGAACGGGGUGACAGGGCUCUUUCCAGGCAACUAUGUGGAGUCCAUCAUGCAUUAUUCUGAAUGAUGACCAAAUGAGCCCUGGCAAAAAAAAAAACUUCCAAAACCGGAUUCGUCAAGGGUUUCCCAGAUUUAAAUGAGCCCCUGGGGGGCCAAACGAAAAGACUUAAGAGGAUCGUUGUGAUUGAACCACUCCCACCCCCUCCCCCUAUUUUUCUUUUUCUUACCAUUUAAAGAAAUAGUGAUUCAAGUCGUUUGAACAAAAGUGAUCUUCCUGCUGCUAAGAGUGGCUCUGGGCUCGAGAGGUUUGUUGAAUGGGCACAACAUUGAUAGAUUAAGCAGGGUCUAAUGCAUUAAUAAUCCCUGUCUGAACUUUUCAUCCAUGCUGCCCCCCAAAUUUUAUCCCGCUAUUAAUAGUAUUGAAUGUCGUCUACCAGUACGACUCAAAUUUUACACAUUUUGUUCUUCAGCCCUUGCUGAGCCUCUACCCGAUUCCACAAAGCUGCACAAUUUAAACAAAUUAAUAUUUGCCUGUGGUAGGCUCUUUGUUCUGCCCAUCAUUGUUAUAUUGUAUGCAGAAGUUUCUUGCGCAGUGGUUUUUGCAUUCUUUGCCACAAUGAACACUAAGUAAAAUACUUUAUUAAGGGA
Pelobates fuscus (common spadefoot toad) is the source of this 2319-nucleotide messenger RNA. It is a transcript of the gene ABI2, whose product is annotated as abl interactor 2. The transcript is spliced from 12 exons. Gene Ontology annotation, cellular component: SCAR complex; actin-based cell projection; lamellipodium. The record is from RefSeq and is a predicted model, not a curated record. Gene Ontology annotation, biological process: neuron migration. Gene Ontology annotation, molecular function: signaling adaptor activity; SH3 domain binding. Bases 107 to 1738 code for a protein of 543 amino acids. Lineage: Eukaryota; Metazoa; Chordata; Amphibia; Anura; Pelobatidae.